AUGUCGCUUCGGAGCCAGCCGUUCACCAAGGUGCCAGAGAGCACAACAAAAUCCAGCAAGACGACAAUCGAUAUUGGUGGCUUUCACGUAUACUUCUACGGGGCUGAAGAGCUAUCCCCGCAACAGGCUGAAGAUACAGUGGUUCUCUUCCAUGUGCAUGGCCGAACCAGGAGCUACACAGAUGCUGAAUUGUUCGCCCACCAGUUUCUCUUCCAAUUGAAGCAAAUGGGGAACUUCACUAAAGGCUUCGUGGUGAUCGACUCGGUAGCUGCUCAGGACUGGAGCGGAGGAAACCAGAAACACGCACACGACAUGCUUGCAAUGAUAGAUGGCAAUGUGUUUGAUAUCCAAACCGUGAUGAAGUAUCUUAAAGUUUACACAGGAGAUCAGUUCACAACAACCGAGUUUGUUAUGUCAGGGCUAUCACUUGGUGGUCAUACUGCAUGGGAUGUACUCUCUAAGGUGGAUGGCAUCAAAGCCGCCAUUAUCAUCGUGGGCUCCCCCAAUUUGACGGACCUGCUCACCGAACGGCUCGGCGAUGCAGUAGACAGCAAAGAUGGCACUGGCUCAACGAAAUGGCCCAAGUCAAUUUCAGCAAUGUACAAGGCUCGAGAUCAAUGUCUUGAGCAGAUUAAUGGCAAACAUAUCUUGAUUUUGAAUGGGGCCCUUGACAUGCUUGUUCCAAGCAAGUUCACUCUGCCCUGGGUUGAGAGGCAUGGCAGUCGGAAUGAUGUCUCCUUCAACGUUUUCGACAAUACCGGGCAUUGGCUGUCACUAGAGAUGAUGGAUACUAUUGUCGAGUGGGCUGCACGGAAGAUCGCAUAG
Molecule: messenger RNA, 825 nt
Organism: Aspergillus bombycis
Lineage: Eukaryota; Fungi; Ascomycota; Eurotiomycetes; Eurotiales; Aspergillaceae
Product: alpha/beta hydrolase family protein
Exons: 5
Coding region: 1-825 (274 amino acids)
Source: RefSeq, a predicted model, not a curated record